This is a messenger RNA of Aspergillus fijiensis CBS 313.89, 1341 nucleotides long. RefSeq names its product Yip1 family protein. The record is from RefSeq and is a predicted model, not a curated record. Gene Ontology annotation, molecular function: small GTPase binding. Lineage: Eukaryota; Fungi; Ascomycota; Eurotiomycetes; Eurotiales; Aspergillaceae. The transcript is spliced from 4 exons. Gene Ontology annotation, biological process: vesicle-mediated transport. Bases 89 to 1000 code for a protein of 303 amino acids. Gene Ontology annotation, cellular component: membrane; Golgi apparatus.
UUCAGUUGCAACGAACUCCCGCAACCUGCACCACCACAACGAAACCACCUUUCCAUUGGCAAUUCCAAAUAAACCAGCCCCCCUCCAGAUGGCAAACCAGGGCUACGAUGUGGUAGUCGACGUGGACGCCGAGGGCGACCUCGGCCACACCGACCUUCAGGAGGACCUUGAAUUCCACCGUUCGAACUUCGAGAACGACCCGCGCACCGCCAAAAUCCAACAAGACUCGACCCCAUUCCUAGGCGGCGGCGGAGGCGACCACAGCACCUCGCGCAGCGGCGGCGGCCGGCGGGACCGGUCGCCGGGGGGCACGCCGACGAAGCACACGUGGUGGACGAUCCACUACUACGCGCAAUUCUUCGACGUGGACACGAACGAGGUGCUGCGGCGGUGCGUGGCGACGGUGUACCCGCGCAACAACUUCCUGGACGUGCUGGAGGGGAACCCGGACCUGUACGGGCCGUUCUGGAUCGCGACGACGGUGGUGGUGAUUUUGUUUUUGACGGGCACGAUCUCGCAGUGGCUGAGCAACAACGACGAUGCGCACUUCGCCUACGACUUCACGCUGCUGUCCGGCGCCGCGGGCCUGGUGUACGGGUACACGGGCGUCCUCCCCGUCGCGCUCUGGGGCGCGCUCCGCUGGUUCGGCAGCUCCAGCGCCGACCUGGUCGAGUCGUGGGCGCUCUACGGCUACUCCAACCUCGUCUGGAUCGCCGUCGCCCUCGUCAGCUGGAGCCCCCUCACCGCCCUGAACUGGGCCCUCGUCGGCGUCGGCUUCGGCUGGUCCGUCUUCUUCCUCCUGCGCAACCUCUACCCCGUGCUCAGCGCCACCGACGCCAAGGCCAGCAAGAUCCUGCUGAUCCUGGUCGUCCUGCUGCAUGCCGGCUUUGCCUUGGCCAUCAAGAUCUUGUUCUUUGCUCACGGAAGCCCGGUCUCGAAGAAGAACAAGAGCGACGGCGAUGAUAACAAUGAUGGCAAGGCGCAGAUGCUCAUGUUCUAGGCUGGGAAGGGCUGUGGGGGAAAGACGGAAAAAGAAAACAUGGGCGUCAUUAGUGACCCAGGAAGUCACAUCUUAUCGAGAAAGCAGGAAAAGGGCCCGCAUCUAGACCCCAGUUCAGACGCUUGUGCUCAGGUAGCACCCAUGUCAAAGGUCCAUGACUUUUCCCUAUUCUGAAAAACGCUAUUUCAAAUCCGUUGUGGCGCGCGACAAAUGUUAAGUAUGUUUUCCUCUAUUAUUUGUUUCAACUUUCCCAAAGCGGCGCGACAGCACUGCGUGUAUGAUGUGUACCUUUCCUACUUUUCCCUCCACAAUAAAUCAAAAUGGACCAAAGGGAAUUUGAA